CGGAAGUUGACUGUAGCAGUCUAGCUUGGCCGAAUCCGUUCAUUUUGACAGCCUUUUUACUCUUCUGGAGUGUAUGGGAAUAGACGUGUAAAAUGAAGCUGAACGUAUCGUUUCCCGCAACGGGAGCCCAAAAGACGUUUGACAUCCCCUCGGAUGAUCAUAGCCUGCGUUUCUUCUUCGACAAGCGCAUGGGCGCUGAGGUCUCUGCUGAUCCUCUAGGCGAUGAAUGGAAGGGUUACGUGCUGAAGAUUGCCGGGGGCAACGACAAGCAGGGUUUCCCGAUGAAGCAGGGCGUGCUGACCAACACCCGUGUUCGUCUGCUGCUGAAGAAGGGACAUUCAUGCUAUCGUCCCCGUCGCACUGGAGAGCGUAAGCGCAAGUCGGUUCGCGGUUGCAUCGUCGAUCAGAAUCUGUCGGCUCUGGCUCUGAUCAUUGUCCGCAAGGGCGAGAAAGACAUUCCCGGACUGACCGAUACGCAUGUGCUGCGUCGGCUCGGACCGAAGCGCGCUAACAACAUCCGCAAGCUGUACAACCUGACCAAGGAGGACGAUGUGCGUCAGUUCGUGGUGAAGCGCCCGCUGGCCGCCAAGGAUGGCAAGAAGCCGCGCCACAAGGCACCGAAGAUCCAGCGCCUGAUCACGCCAGUCGUGCUGCAGCGCAAGAGACACCGUCUGCUGGUGAAGAAACGCCGUUCGGAGGCACGCCGCGAGGCCGAGGUUGAGUACGCCCGCAUCAUAACCCUGCGCCGUCGUCAGGAGCGCGUGCGCCGCCGUUCCCGCCUGUCGUCGAUGCGCGACUCGCGCAGCUCCCUAACGUCCGAGAAGGACAAGAAGGAGCUGGCGGCUGCCAAGAAGAAGGAAGCUGCCGCCAAGAAGGAGGCUUCCAAGAAGGACGGUGCUGAGCCGAAGAAGGAUGCCUCCAAGAAGGAUGCCGCCAAGAAGGAUUCCAGCAAGAAGGAUGCCGCUGCUAAGAAGGACGUCAAGAAGGAUGCUGCCGGCAAGAAGGAGGUGAAGAAGCCGGCAGCAGCAGCAGCCGGUGGCAAGAAGGAGGGCGCUAAGCCGGACGCCAAGAAGGCUGACAAGAAGUCGGCCCCGAAGACCGAGGGUAAGAAGACUGCGGCUGAGAAGAAGCCCGCCAAGGAUGCGCCCGCGGCGGCGAAGAAGGAAGCGCCGAAGCGAAAGCCUGAGGCAGCGCCCAAGGGUGAGGCUAGCGCGGCCAAGAAGGAGAAGAAACAGCAACCGCCCAAGAAGAAGUAAAAGCAGGAGCGUUGAGCGAAAAAACGGUUAUGGCACGCCGGCACUAAACUCCGAUUCUAUCUCUGAGCCUGCACCGGUGUCCUUUCCGGGUCUGCCGCCAGUAGGAGUUUUGUAAUUUAAUCGUAACUGAUAUGAAGAGAAACAAUACACAGAGGUUAAGAUAAAGGAUCGGAUAAGGUGUUCA
Anopheles coustani is the source of this 1440-nucleotide messenger RNA. RefSeq names its product small ribosomal subunit protein eS6 (gene RpS6). Gene Ontology annotation, biological process: translation. The record is from RefSeq and is a predicted model, not a curated record. Lineage: Eukaryota; Metazoa; Arthropoda; Insecta; Diptera; Culicidae. The coding region runs from base 93 to 1256 and encodes 387 amino acids. Gene Ontology annotation, cellular component: ribosome. The transcript has 3 exons. Gene Ontology annotation, molecular function: structural constituent of ribosome.